Molecule: messenger RNA, 2998 nt
Organism: Loa loa (African eye worm)
Lineage: Eukaryota; Metazoa; Nematoda; Chromadorea; Rhabditida; Onchocercidae
Exons: 19
Coding region: 71-2998 (975 amino acids)
Molecular function (GO): protein binding
Source: RefSeq, a predicted model, not a curated record
ACAAGAUCAACAUUAGCUUCGUGGAAGUGCUAAUUGUGCGCAACGAUAUGGUUAUCCAUACACGGAAAAAAUGUGUUUAUUUUUGUGCAUACUUUUCUUUGUGGUACUGAAUAAACCUCCACAAUGUUAUGCCAUUAAAGGGAAUUCCGGACGCACUGGACGUGCCGUGGGUCAUAGCGAACAAUACAUCAAACAGAUAUUUUAUAACCAUGCGAACUGUAUUCAUUCUGAUUGGGCUUGUAAUGAGGAGUGUCGCUUGGAAUAUGUAAAUCGUACUACCGGAUUAUGCAUUUCACCAUCUCCAACAGAAACUUGCUUUGGAAUACCCAUCCGCUACAAUUAUACCUUUGAAACUGCGAAUGUCAUAGCUACAUUGUCAAAAUAUGAAGUUCUCUGCAAAUUCCCUCGAUGUUGGUCAGUAUUGGGGCCUUUGCUGUGUGCUGUGGCGUAUAGGCCAUGCUCUAAUCGAGCGUAUUUCGAAGUUUCAAUGGACAAGCCAGGCAAAAUUGAAUUAUGGCAAGUGUUUCGGAAGGAUAUGUGUCAGCAAGCAGUUGAAAAAUGUGACUUCCUCUUGGAAAAUGGUCUCUGGCCUAGUUUUGUCAACUGUUCAGAUACGAUCAAAGCGAAGAACGGAAGACGGAUUUUUUCGGAUGGGUCUUGCACGAUGCCUUAUGACAAAGAACCCUCAAAGAUGGAACUAAAGCAGUGCCUCUGGCCUUUGGUUGGUGGAAUAAGUCAUAGUAAGCCAAUGGCUCGACCGCUUAUCGAUGAUUGUUAUCUUCCGUGCAGGUCACCUCUAAUUAGCUCAAAGUGGUUAUACGAUGGUUUCAGGACGUUAAUUUUCUCCUUUUCUUUAUUUAUUGUUGUUGGUGGUCUAGUGUGUACGCUUUAUUUGUUCAUCUUCUCACUUCUCUUCACGAGUGAUCUUUGCGUUUAUUCAUUAACCCAUGCACUUUUAUGUGCAUCAGUUCAUUGGUUCAUAUGGUUACUGAGUUAUGCUGAUCGAGUGGCAGAACGUGCAAUGUGUUUCGAUAUGUUAAGACGUGAUGCAAAAGUUUUAAGAGGUUUAUUAGAUUGGUGCAGCAUUCAGUUUUGGCUUUUACAUACUGCGAUAUUAUCUGGCUUCUUUUGGUUACUGAUUGCAUUAGCAAUUCAAAUCGGUCGACCAAAAUUCAGUUCUGACCAAACAAUUAAAUGGAAUAAGCAUAAUCACCUUAAUUUGCGCUGCUUUUUUCUUAUUUGUUAUUUGGCGGCUGGUUCACUGGCUACAAUUGCAUUAUGGACAGAUGCUAUUGAAACGGAUGGUAUCACCGGUGUUUGUUAUUUCGGAUUUCACACGGUAAGAAGUGCGGCAAAUCUAUAUGGUCCGGUUUUGGCCACUUUUAUCGUGUUUUUGCUUGCAUUUCUUUAUUUUCGCAAAUAUGAUAAAGAUAACACGACAAUCGAAACUUCAAAUGGAUCGAAAAAACGAGACCAAAUAGCACUUGUUGUGGACCACGCUGAUGAUCAUAUGGGAUUAUUUGGUCGUGAUGAUGCUAAGAAAAACGCCUACUCACAAAUGGCUUCCUUUUGGCGAAGUCUAUUUUGCAUUACUACCAGUCUCUCGUUUGUCUCAGUUGUAAUACUUCUUCACUACAGCUUUUUUAGUGGUACUAUUUCGGAACAAAAAGUUAUUCUGGAUUCCGUGAGAUGUUCCCUAAACAAAACAAUUAUGGAAGGGCAGACAGGAUGGUUGCAUGGAAUGAUGCGUGAUUUGAAAUCGGAUACUUUUUCGAGGCUAACAUCUAUCGGCAACAGUUUUUUGAGUGCUCCUGGUUGCGAACUGCCAUUAAGCGUGGAUGAUCAAUUAUUGCCUAUAUUUCUGGUGUACUUUUUCUUCCCUUCGCUUCCAUUUGUCACUGUUAUCAUUUACGUGUUGGCUGGAUUCUGUGGCUAUGGGAUGAUUGGUAUUGAAAAAGUGCGGAACAAGUUCAAUCCGUUUGUUUUGGCGAAAUGCUCAGAAUUCACACCAACAACGGAAAAGCAACAACCUGAUGAUGCGCUGAUUACCGAUACAUUUAAUUCUUGUGCCAAAAUGGAUCGGUCGCAAGAAGUAUCUUACAAGAACUGUGAAAAUAUUAAACAUUCGGAAAAUAACGACGAAGAAUCUCUCGACACAUUUCCUACGGAAUUAAAAAUUAGGAGAUUGGAUGUUUUACAAAGGAGUAGAGAAAGAAGAAGACGCCAAAUGGAAAAUGGUUACUAUUUUACGCUAAAUUCAGAAGAUUUAACCGCUCAUGCAAUACUCUGUCGCUUACAAGUGCCGUUGCAGACGACAUCCGUCCUUUCUGCUUAUCAAAGCGGUCUUAUCGAAGGUCACUGGCGUGAACGAUGCGUAAAUUAUGAGAAGCAAAUCAAGGCACUUUCAGCUAAUUUACGCGUUGCGGAUCAUGAAAUACGACGACUUGCUGGUUUGGAAAUCUCGGAAUCUAUGAUUUCGUCAAGGAAACGAAAAUUUCCAUUUGCAGCUGGUCCAGUUGGUAUGAAUUACUCAUCUGCUGCUGUCGCUGCAAAUCGAAUUCCAUUGAUUUCCACUAAGAUCAGGUUGCAGAAUAGUCUAAGUGAUACGAGGAGUUUAGUUGUUGAUAGUGCAAAUCAUGCAAGUAAUCUAAGAACUGAAAAUGUGGUCCCUUCUGAAAUAUGCGCUAGUUCACGGGAUGUUCAUAUGCAACACAAAUUUCACAUCGAUAAAGAAAAUGAAACGAUGAUGUGUCAGGCGUCAUCUUUAAAACCUCGCACUUUCUUUGGUACAUCAGUCAUGCAAGUUCCAUCAGAUGAGACUGCAGAUGCUGGUCAGCUUUCGGAAAGUUAUCAUGGUAGUGAUAGUUUCAAUUCCGAUGAUGAAGAUUCUGAAGAGGAAAGAUUGUACAAUGAAAAGGCAAGUGUGAACUUUCAAAAUUAUUUGCUAGACAUGGAUGACAUAUUUUGGAGUUUUUCAUUAUUUAUUCAUCUGUAUUAG